AUGGCCCCCGGCAACUCUUCCCGCAACUUCUCGGCGCCGGAGGCUCAGAACAGCUCAGUAGCAGAGAAGCCAGCACCACACACCAAUGUGAUCAUGCCCAGUCUCUUCAGCAUCAUCUGCUUCCUGGGCAUCACGGGGAACCUCAUUGUGAUCUACACAAUCGUCAAGAAGAAGAAGCUGAAAUGCAAACAGACCGUGCCCGAUAUUUUCAUCUUCAACCUCUCCAUCGUGGACCUCCUCUUCCUCUUGGGCAUGCCCUUCCUCAUCCACCAGCUCUUGGGCGAUGGCUCGUGGUACUUUGGAGCUCCCCUGUGCACCAUCAUCACCGCCCUGGACACAAACAGCCAGAUCACCAGCACCAACAUCCUCACAGUGAUGACGCUGGACCGUUACCUGGCCACUGUCUACCCCCUCAAAUCCACCUACGUUCGGACGCCGUGUGUUGCGGCUCUGGUCAUCUGCCUGGUGUGGCUCCUGUCCUUCCUGACCAUCAUUCCCGUGUGGAUGUACGCAGGCCUCAUGCCCCUGGAGGAUGGCACCGUGCGCUGCGCUCUCCUGCUCCCCAACCCAGAGACUGACAUCUACUGGUUCACCCUCUACCAGUUCAUGCUGGCCUUUGCUGUGCCCUUGGUCAUCAUCUGCGUGGUCUAUUUUAAGAUCCUGCAGCACAUGGCCACCACCGUGGUCCCGCUGCCCCAGAGGAGUCUCCGGGUGCGUACGAAGAAGGUCACCCGAAUGGCAGUCGCCAUCUGUUCUGCCUUCUUUAUUUGCUGGGCUCCCUUCUACAUCCUCCAGCUGGUUCACCUGGGCAUCGACACCCCAUCCAUGGCCUUCUUUUAUGCCUACAACUUUGCCAUUAGCUUGGGCUAUGCCAACAGCUGCCUCAACCCCUUCCUCUACAUUGCCCUCAGCGAGACCUUCAAGCGCCAGUUCCUGGUGGCCAUUCGCCCCGCCAAAGAGCCCUCUCACAACAGCAGCUCUGCCAACAACAACAGCAUGACAGAGGCCAGUGUGUGCCUGAAGCUGGUGCCAGAAUCCACCCAGCAGACUCAGUUUCUGGAGGACUUUCCCCCACGCUCACUGCCGGUGACUGCGGCUGUUCACUAG
Molecule: messenger RNA, 1107 nt
Organism: Pseudopodoces humilis (Tibetan ground-tit)
Lineage: Eukaryota; Metazoa; Chordata; Aves; Passeriformes; Paridae
Product: melanin-concentrating hormone receptor 1-like
Biological process (GO): neuropeptide signaling pathway
Cellular component (GO): neuron projection; plasma membrane
Molecular function (GO): melanin-concentrating hormone receptor activity; neuropeptide binding
Source: RefSeq, a predicted model, not a curated record